Molecule: messenger RNA, 1075 nt
Organism: Syngnathus acus (greater pipefish)
Lineage: Eukaryota; Metazoa; Chordata; Actinopteri; Syngnathiformes; Syngnathidae
Product: transcription factor 7-like
Exons: 8
Coding region: 128-1009 (293 amino acids)
Biological process (GO): canonical Wnt signaling pathway; regulation of transcription by RNA polymerase II
Cellular component (GO): beta-catenin-TCF complex
Molecular function (GO): RNA polymerase II cis-regulatory region sequence-specific DNA binding; DNA-binding transcription factor activity, RNA polymerase II-specific
Source: RefSeq, a predicted model, not a curated record
UCGGUAUAGAUUCAACAUUUUUAAAGUCGCCAUUUCAUCUGACAAGCUGUGGCUUGACCAAGAUUGUCAAAAUUGAUGAAACUGCCUUCCAUUAGUUUGCUGCCCGCAGGCUUCUUCCAAUGGUCCAAUGGAUCGAGAUGAUCUCUCAGACCAGCUGGUCAGUUUUUGCGAUCAGGACAUGAUGGGUGACACGCCCAGCUUCUUGCCAUCCCCCAAUCUUCCUUCGCUCCGUGACCCACCAGCAGAAAGCAUCUACACGGAGCUUCGGACUGUAGAAGGCGAGGUGGAUGGCUCGGGUGUUUGGUUCCCUCUUGGGAGGAUGCUGGAGGUUCCCGCUCCGAUGAUGACCAUGACUCCCAUUUUGGAGCCGCUGUGCUGUCCUGGUUUGAUGCUGCCUUGUUGCCAGGGCCUGUCGCUCCCCUAUGACUGGCAUGAAAGUCCCUUUGAUUAUCAACUGGAGGAAGAGCCAGCAAUGAUGAUGACACAACCUACAAUCGGACAUGCGAACAAGAAUAUGCCACUAAGAAGUCAAUUUCCUUGUGUUGCUGCCCCACCGAAGUCCCCCACAGCGCUAGGGGAGCGUGAAGACCGACAGGAUAAAAAAAGUGAAAAGUACGUCAAGAAGCCCCUAAACGCCUUCAUGCUAUUCCGGCAGGAGCAGAGGCCCAAGGUUGUCGCCCUGCUCAACAUUCGAAACAGCGCUAACGUCAACAAAGUGGUUGGACAGAUGUGGAAGUCGCUGACAAAAAAACAGCAAAGGAAAUACUAUGAGCUCGCCGAUGCUGCCAAACUAAUCCACACACAGCAGCAUCCCGAUUGGUCCUGCACUGAAAACUAUGGAAAGAAGCGGAAGAGGCAAAGGGUCAAAGUUAAAGACAACGGUCAAGAGGACACGUUCCAGGCCGCACGCCCAGACGCAGCAAGCAACGAGACUCAUGCAAUAAAGCAGGACAGCCAUCCUAUGGCGACCAAUCCACAGUUGAGAGUGAUGCUGGAGGUGAUGCUUUAACCCAAGCGCUUUUGGUGUCCUUAUUUUUUGUUUCUUCAACAUUCAAUAAAACACAUUUGAAAUGUU